AGAAUUUAAGGUUCGUUUAGCCAUGUCCAAAAUCAAGCGUUUCUUUUCCAAGAAGAAGGAGGAGGCGUCUUUCAAGUUGCGAUUGGGCGGCGGCAUGGGUCAGGGUCAUAAGCUAAAUGAGCCGAAGCCCGAUGCACCGUCAAGCAGCUCAUCGAGACGCAGUAAGGAUGCCUAUGUGCCACCCAGACGCAAAGAGCUAAGUAAUGAGGCGCGCGCUGCAGCAAAUGCCGCACUCUCACGCAUCGAUCGCAAGGAUUCAAAGGAUUUCAAUACCUCGUUGGCUGCUAUUAAGGCACAGGCAAAGCGAGAAUUGGAAGCUGAGCGCAAGCAGAAACUGGAGCUGUCUUCCAGCGGCUCCAUUAAUUCUAGCUCUGCUAACGCUAGCGGUUCCCCUCAGGAGAAUCGAAAUUUAGCCUGUCAGGGUGUAUUUUUUCGCUGUCCUUUAAUCAGUGAAGAAGUACUGCCCAAGCAGUCAUGGAAGAUGAAAAUCAAGGAGUUUCUCUACCAACAGCUGGAAUUCGAACGUGGCCUAACCGCUUGCUUGAUCAUCCAGAAUUGCAAUGUUAAGGAGCGGGCAGACGAGUGUAUUGCCACAUUAACUAAAUAUCUGGAGAACAUCGUUCAGCACCCGGAUGAGGAGAAAUUCUGUAAAAUUCGCAUGUCCAACAAGAUCUUCAGUGACAAGGUGCGCUAUGUGGAUGGUGCCUUGGAUGUGCUGCAUGCAGCUGGCUUCAAUGAGGUGCAAAUCGAUGAAGAACCUUUUCUAUUGUGGACAAAUGAACAAAUGGAACCUGGCCUGGAUCUGGCCACGCUGCUGGAUGCCUUGAAGAACUCAGAGCCCAUACAGCUGGAGCUGGAUCGCAAUAUUAAAGUGCUGUUGCCGUCGCAGGCACGUCGCGUUGUCCUCCCGGAUGAUUUCUAUCGCAUAUCACCGGAAGAAAUCAAGCGGGAGCAGCAGCUGCGCGCCGAGGCCAUCGAAAGCUCCCAAAUACUAAAGACCAAGGCAAUGAGAGAACGCGACGAGCAGCGCACUCUGCGUAUGUAUCGCUAUGCUCUAAUAAGAGUCAAGUUUCCUAAUGGUCUCUACAUACAGGGUACCUUUAAUGUGUAUGAAAAGAUAAGCGAUAUAUAUGAGUUUGUGCAAUCUUGCCUAGCUGAUGAAACACUCGACUUCAACUUGGUGUCCGCCAGUGAGGGUAAAUUCAGUGAGGACGACAUGGAGAAGACUUUAUAUGACUGCAAACUCAUCCCAAAUAUAGUUCUACUGUUUGCGGUCCCAGCAAUUCCAACUCCUGUAGCAGCUGAUGUUAACUUUUUAAAGGAGGAGCUGUUUAUGCUGGUGCAGUCAAUGUAAAUGUCCCAUUUAUAUAUAUAUUUAUUCCAUGCAUAGUGUCGGGAAUGCAUUACGACAGCAGUUCAAUGUCGCCAGUUUAUUGGCCUGUUUUGGGUAUACAAAAAUUGUUAUUUAUUCCACGAAACUAAUUAUACACACAUGCUUUAAACUAUCGUAAUAUUUAAAUGCAUUCUAAUUUCGAUACUCAAAAUGUAUCGAUAUCACGUGUGUUAUGCAGCAAGCUCUUGUAAAUGAUGUACUUAGUCCGUUGCUGUAUUAGCGAAUGACCAACUUUUUUUCCGGUUUAUUUUAUGUGGAGAAAUUAAGUUGCUUAGUGAUGAAUUAGAGCACCAUGACUACUAUAUAUUUGUAAGCACAAUUUAAUAUUUACUGAAGAAUAUAUU
Molecule: messenger RNA, 1737 nt
Organism: Drosophila hydei
Lineage: Eukaryota; Metazoa; Arthropoda; Insecta; Diptera; Drosophilidae
Gene: Gint3
Product: UBX domain-containing protein 6
Exons: 4
Coding region: 23-1354 (443 amino acids)
Cellular component (GO): cytoplasm
Molecular function (GO): protein binding
Source: RefSeq, a predicted model, not a curated record